Rangifer tarandus platyrhynchus (Svalbard reindeer) is the source of this 828-nucleotide messenger RNA. The record is from the annotation of a GenBank genome assembly. Lineage: Eukaryota; Metazoa; Chordata; Mammalia; Artiodactyla; Cervidae.
AUGGCUGGGCCUGCGAGGGCUGGUCUCCGCGGCGGGAGAUCUGGAGGCGGGGCAGGGACCCGGGGCAGGCGUGCUCACUCCCGUCCUCGGUUGCCCCAGCCGUACGGGGACGACCCCCACGGCGGGGCAGCUGUAGAGGGAGGCCCUGGCAUUGCCCCGCGGCCCGCAGCCUGCUCGAAACGCCCCCGUCCCGGCUGCGGUGCCUGCCGCGUGGACCCCUGGCCGCCGCCGGGCUGGGGAAGGCGUGCCCGCCCCGGAGCCAAUCAGAGCAGCUCGGAAGCCGCGAGCCGACCGGCGGUCCCGCGCACGUGGUCGCCGAGGCGUGGCCCGCGGCCGCCCGCCCCGCGGAGAUGGCUGAAAGCUUGCGUCACAGGCGCGGGCUGCCUGGGCGGACAGCGGUAUCCACUGUGGUCACUUGUCUUGACCGUAUAUUCGGCUGAACCAGCUGUGCGCGCGGCCGGGAGAAGGAAGACGGGCGGAUCCCGCCUUGCGCGCACCUGCGGAGGGAAACAGUCGGGAGGAGCCCCAGGGAGGCCCCUGACCCAUCAGCGAGGCUGCAACGGCCCGCAGAGGGCUCCGCGGGCUCACCCGCGGCGGCAGGGAAUGGCCGGGCCUGCGACCGAAAGAGGAGCACAGAAGCCACCUUCUGCUAAAGCUCAGGCGUCUCAGAGGCCCCUGAGAAGCCAGAGUGUCUUGCAUGACCCUCCCGCCCACGAACCUGGCCUUGGAGAGUGCGGGAACCCCAGAUACUGGGGACUGACACCCGAGUUGGACCUUGACCCCCUCACCCCUGUCAGGCCCUGCCCUGCAUCUGGCUCCAGGGUCUAA